AUGCGCGGUACGCGUCACAGGCUCUUAAAAAGUCAUCCAAUCACUAAGGCUACGAUAACUGAUGCGAAUGACGAGGGCUCUUCCCUACAGAGAAAAGAUAUUUCUUUUUCAUUAAUCCCCAAAAUUAAUAUUUUAAAUAAACUACCUCUUGAAAUUAUUCAAUUAAUAUUAUACUCAUUAAUUAUUACUAAUUCUAUUAUUUUUCUAAAUAUAAUUCAUCCACUAGCUUUAGGAUUAACUUUAUUAAUUCAAACAAUUUUGGUAUGUAUAUUAACUGGAUUAAUAACUAAAAGUUUUUGAUAUUCAUAUAUUUUAUUUUUAAUUUUUUUAGGAGGAAUACUUGUACUAUUUAUUUAUGUAACAUCUUUAGCUUCUAAUGAAAUAUUUAAUUUAUCAAUUAAAUUAACUAUAUUUUCUUCAUUUAUUUUACUUUUUAUAUUAAUUUUAUAUUUUAUUAUUGAUAAAACUUCUUCUUCUUUAUUUUUAAUAAAUAAUGAUAUACAAUCUAUUAUUAAUAUAAAUUCUCAUUUUACAGAAAAUUCUUUAUCUUUAAAUAAAUUAUAUAAUUUUUAUACAAAUUUUAUUACAAUUUUAUUAAUAAAUUAUUUAUUAAUUACUUUAAUUGUUGUUGUAUAUAUUACAAAAUUAUUUAAAGGACCUAUUCGAAUAAUAUCUUAAUUAA
Drosophila mauritiana is the source of this 682-nucleotide messenger RNA. RefSeq names its product NADH-ubiquinone oxidoreductase chain 6-like. The record is from RefSeq and is a predicted model, not a curated record. NCBI's taxonomy places the organism in Eukaryota, Metazoa, Arthropoda, Insecta, Diptera, Drosophilidae. The transcript has 2 exons. Gene Ontology annotation, cellular component: mitochondrion.